CAUUUUUCAUCGAUAAAUUUUUGGUUGAUUGUUAAGUCUGAAUUUGUACAGCUAUUGAUUCUCUCGAUCAUUUUAUUGAAUUCGUUCACAAUAUUCAUCCCCAUUUGAUCACAGUUUCACAUUUUUUCAUUUUAGUUUGAAUCGGAAAAUCGUUCACUAGUAAAUUAAUUUUGAAAUCUCAUGUUAUUUUUUGGAUUAGUUUUCUAUUCAAUUUCUAAUGAAAACUUAUUUUUUUACAUCAUAAGUCCAAGUCUUGGAAUCAAAUUAGCAACGACGGCCUGACUAAUUCGCUUGUCUCUGAUCUCCAAUUGAACGCCAUUUGAAACGAAUCAAAAUGGCAUCUGCGCCGGGAAAUCGAAACAACAUUCCAGAAAGACCGGAAAGUCCAUCUGGGAAUUUCUGCGAGAAACACUCUGGUAAGGCAGUGCAAUACUACUGCAACCCCUGCUCUAGUGCCAUUUGUGAAGUUUGCUGGGACGAAGACCAUGAAGACUGGAAAUCUCACGGAGUCACAACCAUGAAUGCAUAUUUGGAGCAACAGCAGCAAGUCCCCUCCCGAAUCUCAGACUACAGAAAGGAGUGUGAGAGGUUGAGUGGCAUGUUACAGGAGUGGCCGGUGGUUGUGACUCAAAUUGGAGCAGUUGAGCGGAAACAGGAGUCCAUGUUGAGAAAUAGAUCUGCGCGUGCUAUUGAAGAGAUGUCAAUUGAUGUGCGAAACUCACUGAAACGACAGAUGGCCGAGGUUCAGAACUUCAAGGGUAAAAUACUUGAACAGUUCACUGAAAUUGAGUGUUCAUAUAGAGGGAUAUUCGACUAUGCAGUGGAGAUUAGCGAGGAUGACAGAUCUUGUAGUUCCUUGGUUGGGGGGAGAGGGCAGGUGAUGACACAUGAAAACAGUAGAUUCUCAACUAGUGGCAUUAUAGCAAGUGGAGCGCAAGGGCGGGAUAACUUGGGAAGAAGCAGUUCGGAAAGGGAGAUAAAUGUGGAAAUGGGUGAGAAAUGGGAGGGAGUGGCUGUAGAAAAGAAGGACGAGAGGAAGGACGUGGAGAGGAAAAAGAGAGUGUUGGUUGGAGUGGAAGUGGAACAGAUAGGGAAGAUGGAGGAGGAUUGUAGUAUGUGUGACAAGGCAGUUUAUAAUUGGGAGACAAGAGAAAUGAUGUGUUUUAAAGCAGUAAUAGGUGUGAUUAAAGUCUUUGGUGUGAAUGAGGCCAAUGACAAGUUGGAACUGAAAAGGACGAUGCAGUGGAGGGACAUGAGGGGAUUGGAAAGCAUUUUGAGGGACAUUUGUAUGGAGCAAAUAAACAACCUUAUGUAUGGAGUGGUUCUACAGUUGAGGGAAGGAGAAGUGAAGAGGGUGGAGGAGUUGGACCAAUGGACUCUGAACAAGGAGAGCAACAACGGUGAGAUAGACACAGGGGGACUGCUCAAUGGGGAGCGAGUAUUUUGGUACUUGGUAUCAAGGAGAGACACACUCGCAUUGCUAAUUAUUGAUCAAAGAAGUGGGUAUUGUAACGGAAAGUGGGACAGUGUGGCCAUUUACACAAACAGUGUGAGAAGAGUGCACAAUUUAUCACAUCUGGAUAAUACAGUGAUUGGAGUUCUGUCAGUGGGUGGUUCUGUGUUGGCCAAUGAGACCACCCUCCUUCUCAGUUGUGGAGAGGAGGCAAACAAAGUGGCAGUGAUCUCAUUGCCACCACAAUCACAUCACAAUCAAACAUCUACUUCAGCAUCCUCACCCUCCUCUUCUGCAAACAGUACAGUGAAUGUGAAGUUUGUGACCCUCACCAAUGUAAACCCCUGUUAUGGGGGCCACCCUCUUAUUUGGACACCAUCUGGAGAACCACUCCAAGGAUAUCUAUGGACGGGGAAACUUACCACACAAGUGUACAAAGUAGACCUCGAGACACUCUUGAAGAAUGUGAAAAAACGUAAGAAGACAAUACAACAAGUGCAUGAAAUAUUACCCUUGGAGAACAGAAUCACUGCAUUUUGUCUUACCGAUGACUCUACCAUUUUUGCGUUCGGUGAAAAUAAAGUUGACGAUUCAUAUGAGCAUCUAGCACUAUUGCUCAAAUUGGACUUCACUUCCACCUAAUUAUACAGUGUUCACAUAACUUCAU
Symsagittifera roscoffensis is the source of this 2120-nucleotide messenger RNA. RefSeq lists its product as uncharacterized. The transcript has 3 exons. Bases 335 to 2095 code for a protein of 586 amino acids. Gene Ontology annotation, molecular function: zinc ion binding. The record is from RefSeq and is a predicted model, not a curated record. Lineage: Eukaryota; Metazoa; Xenacoelomorpha; Acoela; Convolutidae.